Messenger RNA from Drosophila gunungcola (fruit fly), 2802 nucleotides. It is a transcript of the gene Bap111, whose product is annotated as basic proline-rich protein. The record is from RefSeq and is a predicted model, not a curated record. Gene Ontology annotation, biological process: negative regulation of DNA-templated transcription. The transcript has a single exon. Gene Ontology annotation, cellular component: SWI/SNF complex. NCBI's taxonomy places the organism in Eukaryota, Metazoa, Arthropoda, Insecta, Diptera, Drosophilidae. Bases 109 to 2427 code for a protein of 772 amino acids. Gene Ontology annotation, molecular function: nuclear receptor binding; nucleosomal DNA binding.
CGGUCACACCGCAACAAACGCCGACUGACAGAAAAUGGCGUCGUCCGCCUGAAAAAUUGGUGUAUUUCUUGCAAAAUCCACGCUCUCUCGACCAGCGAAUCGCGAAAAAUGGCCCUGCCCAGUAACUACAAGCAGAUAGCCGUGGGCGCCCAAGGUCCGGGUCCGGCGACGCCGCUGCAGGGCGUCGUGGGCGUAGGAGGCGGCGGUGGCGGAUCCGGCGGCGGUGGCAGCCGGUCGCGUUCAUCCGGCGGCGGCGGUGGAGCUGAUCGCAACAAGGACCAGACGCCCAUCUUCACGCACAGCAACUACGGCAAUCCGGCCUUCACGCCCCAGAAGGUGACCAAGUCGUCGAGCAGCAAGAACCAGAGCGAAUCCCGGCUGCCCAAGCCACCGAAGCCGCCGGAGAAGCCCAUCCUGCCGUACAUGCGGUACUCGAAGCGCGUCUGGGACAGCGUCAAGGCGCAGCAUCCCGAGCUGAAGCUCUGGGAGCUGGGCAAGAAGAUCGGGGCCAUGUGGAAGCUGCUGGCCGAGGACGAGAAGACCGAGUUCAUCGACGAGUACGAGGCGGAGAAGUUGGAGUACGAAAAGUCGCUGAAGGCCUACCACCAGACGCCCGCCUACCAGGCCUACAUGUCGGCCAAGAGCAAGGUGAAGACGGACGUGGACAUGCACGAGACUCCAUCUCGGGGUGGCGGCAGCAAGUCGCAGCACGAGCGACGCAUCGACAUCCAGCCGGCGGAGGACGAGGAUGACCAGGACGAGGGCUAUACGGCCAAGCACAUGGCCUAUGCCCGCUACCUGCGUAACCAUCGUCUCAUCAACGAGAUCUUCUCGGAGGCCGUCGUUCCCGACGUGCGAUCCGUGGUCACGACCACGCGCAUGCAGGUGCUCAAGCGGCAGGUCAGCUCGCUGACGAUGCACCAAACCAAACUCGAGGCGGAGCUGCAGCAGAUGGAGGAGAAGUUCGAGGCCAAGAAGCAGCGCAUGGUGGAGUCCAGUGAGGCCUUCCAGGAGGAGCUAAAGCGGCACUGCAAGCCGGCCGUGGACGAGGACACCUUCCAGAAGAUGGUGCACCGAAUGUACGAGGACAUCAAGCGCGAUCGCCAGCGAUUGGAUGAGCCCAGUGCGAAUAACGUGGCGAAUCCUGCCGUUGCCGCCGCUGCUGCUGUGACCAGGAGCGAGGAGGCAGCCAAGCUGCCGACGCAGCCAGGUCAGCCCGGUGCCACGCCCGCUAACCAGGAGGCGGCGGCGGCGGCGACAACGGCGCAUGCUGCAGUGCCACCGAAGGAGACGCCGCCGGCAGCAGUAAAGCCAGCCACUCCCACUACCACUCCCACUCCGAGUUCCACACCCAAUGCCACGCCGCCUGGGCCCGCAGUGCAUGUCCACGAAACGGCCAGCAAAACGGAUCCCGAGCCCAUGGACAUUGAGCCACCGCCGAAGCCGUCGGUGCCGCCGCCGCCCAUUAAGCCGGAGAAGCUGGAGAUGGCCGCUGCCCUGCCGCCGCAGUCAACGCUCGUCGAGCCUCCAAAAUCAGAGCCCGCCAAGGUGGUAGUGGCUCAGCCCGGUGCCAAGGUGCCCACUCCAGUUCCGACGCCCACGCCGCCGCCCGAAGUGCUUCCCGUUGCUGGAGCAUCUCCUGCGGCAGCAGCGACGACGACGGCACCCACGCCACCGCCGGUGCAGCAGCAGCAGCAGGUGCCAUUGCCCCAGCAACAGGGAGGCCCAGCUCCGCCGCCAGGCAUGCCGCAAAUGCAUCCACAUCCCGGCCACCCGCCGCCCGGACAUUCGCUAAUGCCGCCGCACAUGGGACCGCAUCAGGGACCGCCGCCCGGAAUGCCCGGCCUGCCGCCGCCACCUCCGCACACGGGCUACGCCAACUACGGAGGACCGCCGCACGGCCCACCGCCUGGUCCACCAGGCGGACCCGCACGGCCUUACUAUCAGCCGCAGUACGGAGGACAUCCCACGCCGCAGCCCUACUACGCGCCCUUCUCGCCGUAUCAGCAGUCGUACGGCCCUCCACCCGGGUCGCAUUACAUGUCGCCGCGCCCGCCACCGCCCCAGCACAAUGGCAAUCCCGGACAUCCCUAUGCGCCCGAGCAUGGGAGCAACCCGCCGCCCCCGCAGCAGCAGCAACCGCCACCGGGCCACCUGCACGAGCCCAGUGCAGGACCAGUAGCCCCAGGCGGAGGUGGAGGAGGACCAGGAGCGGCAACGGCAGCACCUGGAGGGGGAGGAGUCUACCCCACGCCCGGGGCUGGUGGAGCUGGACCUGGACCCGGACCGGGACCAGGAGCACCUCCGGCAGCUGGAGGAGCACCGGUGGGCGAGGCGGCGGCAGCAGCAGCAGCAGCUGGCGGAGCUGCGCCCCCUGCAACGGCGCCUGGCAAGCAUCCGGAGGCGGAGAAACACGAGGCGGACUAAGACCAGAAGUGGAGCCAACCAGCAUCCACAUCCACCCACUCCUCCACUCAGAUCCUAGUUGUAGUCCCUAAAUUAUACAUACAAGCAUCGAUCCCUGUGUUGUAACAUAGCUGUCCCCUCUUGAACCUCCGCCUCUGUUCCUCGCUGUAGACCGAAAACAAAAACGAAAACCCGUCGAAAUCCUCCAAACUUUAAACCGCAUUUAGGCGCCCAGAACUCCCCAUCAACCAACUCCAUUCUCAAUUAAGUUUAAAAUUCUUUUUUUUUCGUGAGGCCUAAUUUUAAUAUUUUAUUAAUUGAGUGUGCGUCGCAUUCUGGACUGUAUGCUAAAUAUACGAAUAAAAUAAAUGUACGUUUAUAUGUAAAUGAAGAAAA